This is a messenger RNA of Pocillopora meandrina, 6170 nucleotides long. NCBI's taxonomy places the organism in Eukaryota, Metazoa, Cnidaria, Anthozoa, Scleractinia, Pocilloporidae. The record is from the annotation of a GenBank genome assembly.
AUGCCGAGGAAUCUAACUGAGAGAUUCCGAAGUAUGUAUCUGCUUAAACUGCUUCUAGUGUCUCUAACGAUUGCCCUUACAUACGGAGACCCUCGAAUGAUGACACCUGUCUUCCAAGCCGUUAACUUUGCCAGAGAAAUAAGAGGUCGACGCCUUAAUGGAAGUGUUAUUACAGAAAUACAGGUGGAUUCAGAGAGUUCUUGUCGACUACAUUGCGUGAAAGAAAGCUCGUGUGUGUCAUACAACUUUGGAUCCACAAUAAACAACAAGAAGUUUAAAUGUCAACUAAGCGACUCCGAUCGCUUUGCUAGCUUUAAGAAUUUCACCGAAGACAACAAAUUUCUCUACCGAGGAGUGAAGGUAAGAAACUUUAGAUCUAGUUUUUCUAGAAGGAAAUAGGUAAGCAUUAUAUACCCUGUAGAAUAAACUUUUUUAAAAAGUAUGCUGACGUGAUGUGUAAACUUUUGAGUGUUUCAAGGUUCUGAACAACUUCGGAUUAUAGGAAAAAACUCAAAUUUCCUCACUUUUAAUGAAACAAAGACAGCGUAACCAACUGUGUUAUUAAAACCACAUAUCCUUGAUGUUCUUGUCUCAAAUUGAAAGAUUAGAGUUCCUUCGAAUAUUCUGAAAAGAAUUGGAAAGAGAAUGGAAAAAAAUAGGACGAAAAAUCUUACAAAGUUCUUAACAUUUUGUCGAUCUCGUAAGAUCAAGCUCGAUUUAUCCUUUUCAUUUUUGAUAGGAAGUUUCGACUUGAUUCUAUUAAUGUGAGAGAUAAACAUCUGCAGCAUACAAAGAAUGUUUUCAAUGAUUUGAAUUUAUGUAAAAUAUAUUCAUUUCAUGGGAAACAGUCCAUGCGCAUGCUUUAUGAACAAGCUUAUUGUGAUUAAAAAAUAUUUCAUCGGUGAGGCCAUCAAAAUUUAAAUUUCAUUGUAUAAUCCGUUUGGUAUCGUGACUAUCGUGACUAAUUUUGCUCAAGAAAGAGGUAUCUUUAACAAUCCUGAUGUGACAAAUGGACAUGAUUUUUUUGAACGAAACGUUUUAACUGAAAUGUUCCUUGAAUUCUCUUUCUUCCUUCACUACCCCACCUCUUUCUAACAAAAAAAUACUUAUGGGGGAUCUUUCAAACAUAAAAAAUCGUAAUUAAUUUAAGAGAUCCUCGCAGCUAAGAACACUACUGAACUUGUGGUUGAAAGUAGGACCCGAAAAAAUUCAGGUCCGUACGGGAUUUGAACCCAUGAUCUGUGCGAUACCGGUCCAAAUAAACCAUUCAAGUGAUGAAUAAUGAUUUUACAUGUAUGAAAUUUAUAUAUUUACACUGCGGUGAAGAAACGAGUUUAAGAGAUCCUCGCAGCUAAGAACACCACUGAACUAGUAGUUGAAAAUAGGACCUGAAAAGCUAGCUCAGUUGGUAGAGCGCUGCACCGGUAUCGCUGAGGUCAUGGGUUCAAAUCCCGUACGGACCUGAAUCGGAAUUCGGAGAGCCCAACCGUGUCCUACGUAGCCCAACGUGAUUCGCUAUUUAAGUGUAAAAGUAUGACGAAGGUUAGAGAUUGACAGCUCUGUAAGUGUCACCUUUAUAAGCGGUGACUCACACUUUCCUUGAGAGAUCGGAGCUAGUCCCUGUUGUAAUAACUUGAGUAGUAAGAGUGAAUAAAGAAAGGGACAACAAAAUAACGAGUGUUAGGAACUAUUUUCUAAUAAUUUAUAGAAAGUUGGGACGGUGACCCUCACUUUCCUCGAGAGAUCAGAGCUAGUCCCGGUUGUGACAACUAAUGUAAAAGGAAAGAAUAAAGAAAAAGUCAACAGAACGAGUGUUAUAGUAAAUUUUACACUUAACAAAAGACCCCCUCCCGCUUAACAAGGACUAAAGGGAUAAAAUUGAAGUAAUAAAGGGUUGGAGGAGUCAAUGUGUCACAAAUACUUUCGCCGAUUGUAGGUUUUUAGUACUGUUAAAGGUUGUAAGACUUGAAAUCGACGUGUAAGUUGGCAAGGAUUUGUUCUGUCUGUGCACUAUUCGCCAUUACUUCGAACUUGUUAAAAUUGCAGUGCAGAUUCCAUUUUUUAGUCCAUGCUGCUAGCUCAUCGAUAUCGAAUUGUGGCUUCUGUUUUUCUUUUUCUACGUUUUCCAGUUCCUUUCAUAUCUUAGUGUCAUCAGCGGACACUAAUUUAAUAAUGCUGGAGAUGUUUGAUGAUAUUUCGUUGACGCAUAUUAAGAAGAGAAUAGGAACAAGGAUCGUGCCACGGAGACACCAAUUAACACAUGGGUCCAGGAAGAGUUAGUGCCACGUACCAGGACACGUUUUGGGCAGCCAAAGAGAUUUCUACACGAAGAUAGAAGACUGAGGUCUAUCUAUUCCAUGCCAUUUUAGCUAAGGCAGCAAUCGUUCAUGGGGUACGAAAACGAAUGCUUUCGGAAGGUCUAAAAAUGACAUCCGUUGGUCUUGAUUUGUGUCUGGGUGCCGGUGAGUCGUUAAAACAAGAAAUAUAUUUAGUUAUCUUAUUCAACACAUUGUCUGCUGUAAGUGCACUGCGGGUGCAUUCUAUAGCAAGCCAGAAAGUACGCAGCGAAAACAUUAAGUUUGCCUGGUUGAUUUAACUUUCCUUCAGAAAAAAUGAUGUGGAUAUGUAGGUGCUUUUAAACAAUUUGAGCCUCGCAGUCUGAAGCUGUUCUUAUGAUAUUUUCCCCUCUCUUGCGACAGAGAAGUGAUCCCCAGUUUCUUUUAAGCCCACCGGUGGGCAGAUUUCAGAACAAUUCAAUGAUACUCGAUCGUCCUUAACUGAGAAGACUAGAACGUCUCACUGUUUGGAGAUAUCAGAUCAAAGGUAACGCAUUGCCCUCAGUUACUUUAAAACCCUGAGAGUUAGUCUGGUCAGGGAACUUAAUGUUGGCCUCUCUGGAAGCUUAUGAUCUGAUUCAAUCUGAGAAUAUGAAACACAUGCAAUUUUAAAAGUCUAUCAGUCAAUCAAUUCAUAGGGUACCUUUAUUUUAAUAUAAGUAAUCAGGUGCUUUUGUUUUAACAGAGUGAUUGUGAGGUCAGCUCUUCCCUUUGUGCAGAAAACGAAAUUUGUUUUCCCAACUAUAAAGACAACACUGCAGAAUGCAAAUGUCGUUAUGCUUCUGGAUAUACGGGAAAACCAUGCGGUGAGUAUCAUGUCUAACGCUUUCACUAGUUUGCCACUUUAUAUUGACUGAAAGCAUGCGUGAAGUCUUAAAUAUCCCAAUUUGGAUCAAGUAAAAUGACUCAGUACAGCUCAUCCACCCUGGUCAAUCAAUUAAUUUGAGCUCUAUUAAUUAUUUCUUUUUCUUCUAAAAACAGAAGCAAAAUGCUGCGCUCAACUACUUAAAGAUGGUUUCACUUCCAAUGGCGUGUACACCAUCAAUCCAGAUGGUGGUAAGCCAAUACCAGUGUUGUGUGACAUGACCACAGACGGUGGAGGUUGGACCGUUUUCCAGAGACGUUUGGACGGCUCCGUUGACUUCUAUCGUGACUGGAAAGCUUACAAAGAAGGGUUCGGAAGUUUGAGCGGCGAGUUCUGGCUCGGAAACGACAAUCUUCACCGUUUGACGAAUGCUAAUGACGUCAUGUUGAGAGUUGACUUGGAGGACUUUGAGGGGAACAUCACAUACGCCGAGUACAAGACAUUUAAGGUGGCAGACGAGGCUGAUAAGUACAAACUCACUCUCGGAGAAUACAAUGGCACAGCGGGAGAUUCCUUCAUGUAUCAUAGGUAACAUAAAUAGUUAAGAAAUGCAUUGGUGUUGAAUGUGUUAGGUUCUCUCUCUUUGUUUUGGGCCGAAGUAAUGAUCAACCAAAAAGGUUUCAAGAAAAGUCUCAUGCACGCUUAACUCUUAUAUUCUCUCUUGACAUUCUUUAAGUGUGAAGUUCCCUCUGAAAAUGAAAGGUGUAGGAAUUGUAGAGUUCAUUGGGCAGAAUGCCUAUUGUUCUCGCAGUGGCGAAAAUAUUAUAGAUCUCUGAUAUUAGCGGCGAAGCGUAAACAGGAAGACUCUCAUUGGUCGAAGAUCACGCGCGCUUUCCUUCGUGACGAGAAAACAAAAAUAAGUCAGUUGAAUGAAAAGCGCUCGUCGAUACCCUGGAGAUUAAGAAUGCCGAUUUGAAAGAUAAUUUUUUGUUCUACAGUAUUGCGGCUUUCCGAACUGCCUACAUGUAGGGAAAGGCCGCAAACUGCCAUAUGCUGCUUAGAAUGAUUAGGGAGAUUAAACUGACUAGCGACUGGUUUGCAUGCGUCCUGGUCAUUUCUUUCUACGUCGCGAAGGUGUUCUCGGAAUUGGUCACCUAAUCGUCUUCCUGUUUCACCAAUGUAUAACUUUUUGCAAUAAGUGCAAGUUAUGCAGUUAAUGACUUGCCGGAGGUGCACGUUAAGUAAUCAGUGAUCCUAAUGGCUCUCUUGGGUCCCGUCAUUUUCUCUACGUUAUGAAUGAAAGGACAGUUUUUGCAUCGUGAGCGAGCACAUUUGAAAGUUUCAGGCUGGUCUUUGGUUUCAAAUGAACUUUUGACCAAAAAAAGUUGCCCGUUUUUUUGUAACGUUUGAAUGAAAUUAGUGGAGGUUGCGAAAAGACAGUACCAGUCUCUGAAUGAAUUGAAACUUUUUUAAUACUAAUUGAAACCUUUUUUAAUAAUGAUAGAUUUAACUGCGGGGUUGUGAGGGUGAAAUGUGUGAGUGAAUGGAAUGCAAUCAGUGUUUUCCUUAUCAGCCGUUUUUAAUGCUGACUGUCGAUCAAUUUGUUGGGCACGGUAUGAAAUUCUCAGGUCGGCCUUCUUAAUGACGACCACUCUUUUGAAGAAAGGCUGGAAAUUUGGUGUUAUGAUUAUUUGAGUCUUUUAAUAUCGUGGCGAUAUUUUGUGAUGAAAAAAUCUAAAGAUGCGAACUGGCCCUCUGUGGGAGUCCAUUUAGACUUUCGAAUCUGAAGUGUUUCGAAAGUAUCUUUGUUCGAGGAAUCAUCCUCUUUGUCGUGAAAAAAUAGCUUUCAAUUAAAAGCGGCGAAGGAAUUUUUUUAAGGUCUUGCUUGACUGAAAAUUCGUCGAUUUUUUUAAAAAUGGGAACAAAAUUUAAGCCCUAACUGAGAACUGAUUUUUCUGAAUCCAAAAGUGGUAAUUUUUCUGGAAUGCUAAUUGCAGUUUUGAGGCUUUCAGGCUAUGAGUCGCUAGUAUUUUGAGGACCGAUAAGUUGGUCGAGUUUUUGGGCCUUAAUUUGGUGCAAAUGGUUAAAAAGGUUUAGAAUUGGCAUCCUGAAUUUUGGCACAAAUAGAUUGUACUAAAACAGCUGGACACAUUUUGGAAAGUUCAAAGUGGCAAUGUAGAAUUUUUUUCGUUGAGUUCGUUACGUUUUUGGCACAUAGCUCGGAUUGUGAUUCUCAUAAUAUCGCCUAGCGUGAAAAAGCAUUGUGGGUGCCCUGAAUUUGGUGACGACAUUGAUUAGAAUGAGAAGAAGAUGCGUGAAAAUUGGAGCGAAAACCCUUAGGAGCAACUUUAGAAUGAAGGUAACGGCUAAUGAAAUGGAUGUGGCUACAAUAAGAAUGGCUAAACGGAAUGCUAGAUCUUUACUAAUAGAAGGAAAAGGAACAAGGUAACUUACGAUUUCCUGGCGUAGCUCCUUGAUAAGUUUCUAUAGGUAGUUGUCCCACCCAACUUAUUUUCAGCUAUUUAGACGAAAUUAUAAUACCUAUGGUCAAAACUUUAUCAUCUUACAUUAAGGACAGCCAACGCGCACUUGAAACUUUUUGUGACUUUAAUUUCCUUGGCCAAAACAAACUUAUUUUCACUAAGGAUAUCAUUAUAUUCUAUCCUAUUGUGCCCUAUCCUAAACUACUGUAUUCUAUUCUAUCCUAUUUUAUUCUACUCUCUGACUGUAUUAUAAAUCUACCUCUUUAUCUCUGUCUCUCUCGCGUUUCUUUAUUCUUUCAUUAAAGCAACUUGUCAAAGUAGUUCCCUUAAGCAGAAUUGGUUUUGUAAGUUUUAAGAGAAAAUCUCUUUCCUCGAUGGCUAAACAGAAAUGAAACAAGGCAACAUAAGUUCUAUUCUUAUUCCAGCAAUAUGCAGUUUUCCACGAAAGAUCAAGAUAGUGAUCUAAAUAAUGCAAGCCGUGCCCAGCUCCAUAAAGGGGCCUGGUGGUACAACAAAUGCCAUGCGUCCAAUCUAAACGGAUUGUAA